CUAUGUCACUGCAAAAGCAUAUAACCCAUAGCCCAUAGAUCUCCUCCAAACCCUCUCUCUCUCUCUCUCUCUCAUUCUUGCAAGAACAUGUUGUCCAAGAAUAUGUUCAUGGGACUUACGAUCUCAUACAUUCUAGUACUGCUGUUUGGGCUUACAUCAUGCGACGUAGAGAAAGAUAAAGAAAAGUGUACAAAUCAGCUGAUAGGGUUAGCAACCUGCCUGCCCUAUGUGAGCGGGGAGUCCAAAUUCCCCCCAAUGGACUGCUGCACCGGCUUCAAGGAGGUGCUGCAGAAGAGCAAAGAGUGCUUGUGCUUGUUGGUUAAGGAUAGAAAUGACCCCAGCCUCGGCUUCAAGAUCAAUGCCACUCUCGCCCUCAGUCUCCCCAGUAAGUGUAACGCCCCCGUCAACCAGAGCAUCACUGACUGUCCAGCUGUCCUUCAUCUGCCACCAAAUUCACCAGAUGCUAAGGUUUUUGAGGAUUUUGCAAACAGUGGCAAGAAAAGCAAUGCUACUGCCCCACCUGCUGCUGAAAAUUCGUCGACUGAGAUGCCACCGGCUAAUCCAAAGAGCGACGGAGGAAAAAGCAAGAGUCGGCUCGGGGUCGAAAUGGUUUCAUGGCUAUCGCUAGCUAUGGUUGCAUGCAGUUCAUAUCUUGCACAAUACCUCUGAUGCGUAACAAAAAAUUCAAAUUUUUUUGUUGCGUUUCGAUUUUCUUAAUUACGAAUAACAAUGCUCUGUUUGGACUUUGAAUUUGGUGAGGAGAAAAAAUAGAAAAGUUUCGAGAAAUUGCAAUGUACUUAUAUUAUAAGAUGAGGAUAGUGUAAUGUUUUUUCCUCAUUAAAGUUGAAGGCCAAACAUGGUGUACGCAGGUCUAGGAUGUCUAAUGAAAUAGAAAAAAGUUGUAUUUAGGGCAAUCAACGCUUUUGUAAGCUACAACUGUGUUCAUAUGCUUGUAUUUGUGUAUUAUGUGGUUAUAUAUUCCUAAUUAAUCUAAGUUAAUUUCCCCAUUA
Sesamum indicum (sesame) is the source of this 1010-nucleotide messenger RNA. RefSeq names its product non-specific lipid transfer protein GPI-anchored 6. Gene Ontology annotation, biological process: lipid transport. NCBI's taxonomy places the organism in Eukaryota, Viridiplantae, Streptophyta, Magnoliopsida, Lamiales, Pedaliaceae. The record is from RefSeq and is a predicted model, not a curated record. Gene Ontology annotation, molecular function: lipid binding.